This is a messenger RNA of Lycium ferocissimum, 1079 nucleotides long. RefSeq names its product meiotic recombination protein DMC1 homolog. The transcript has 8 exons. Gene Ontology annotation, molecular function: double-stranded DNA binding; ATP-dependent activity, acting on DNA; DNA strand exchange activity. The record is from RefSeq and is a predicted model, not a curated record. Lineage: Eukaryota; Viridiplantae; Streptophyta; Magnoliopsida; Solanales; Solanaceae. The coding region runs from base 361 to 717 and encodes 118 amino acids. Gene Ontology annotation, biological process: DNA strand invasion; DNA recombinase assembly; reciprocal meiotic recombination. Gene Ontology annotation, cellular component: condensed nuclear chromosome.
ACCGCCAUUCUCUUUCAUUUCAACAAAUUUUCAAAUUGCGAUCACCACCAUUAUCAUCUGAAUCUCUCUCGAUCCUCUGAAAAUGCAUGCAUUCAAGUAAAUCUCCGAUUCCACGAUUUCUUAUUGUUCUGAUUGUGAUGUGUAUUCUGACUUAGCUUGUUGAUUGCUUUCAGUUUCAGACCAGAAGAACAGUUGCAGCUCGCUGAACGUGAACAAAACUUGUUCAAAUCUAUUGAUAGCCGUUUGAAGCUCGUUGAUCACUUUUUCCAAUCCAUUGAUAAACUGAUCUCUCAUGGAAUUAAUGCUGGGGACGUAAAGAAGUUUGAAGAGGCAGAUAUCUACACCUGCAUUAGUGGCUUGAUGAUGCCCAUGCAAAAGAACUUGAUUGGGAUCGAAGGGUUAUCCGAGGCAGAAGUUGACAAGAUCUAUGAAGCAACUGAGAAAAUACUGAGGAAGGCAGUAGUUUGCAUCACAACUGGAAGCCAAGCACUGGAUGAACUCUCGGGUGGAGGGAUAGAAACUUCAGCAAUCACUAAAGCUUUUGGUGAAUUCAGUUUAUUCAGAUCUGGAAAGACACAACUUGCUCAUACUCUCUGUGUAUCUACUCAGGCUGAAGCAGGGGAUGAUGUAUUCCCUAAACCUCCACUUAUCCACUGGGAGAACAUCAAGAGAAAGUUCUUCUUACCAAAGAUUAUUGGAACAAAUGACACAACAUGACCACUUGAUGAAAUCUGGAGGGAAGUCCGGGCUAGCUUGCACUAUUCCACAGGUACCCGCUACCCCACCAGCACAAGUACGGAGUAAUUCUAUCCACCAAAGCAUGGACAGAUGGGAAUAUAUAGGAUAAUUAGAUAUAUGUAUAGUGGUGAUCUUAUUAGUGAAGGACUUCAUAUAUUUAAUCUUUUUCCGAGGGUAACGAAGUGAGCACACAUCUUUUAUUGGAAUCUGCUAGUAAUGUCACAGUUAACUCCCAUUUUUGUGGUGCUGCAAAAUCUUUAUUUCGAGUUUUGAAUACUUUUGAUGAAUUUGUUGACCUUGGCUCAGAAAACUCAUGGUUUGUCUGUACCUUGUAUGGUCAA